ACCAAACAAACAGGGGUAGGGUCAUGUGUGGCCCUUACCUUGCUCAUUGACCAUGUCAUGUUAUCCUUACCAGCUUUAUGAUGCCUUGGUCUUUCUGUGACAGUAGUCUAGCAUACUUGUUCCUAAUGAAAGGGACGAUAUUUGUAGGGAAUUGCAGUAGAUGUGGGAUUGCAUUUAUUCGUUAUAUAGCUGUGAAAAGUAGGGGAUUCAUUUUAGGCACUUAAAUUUUGUUGAAACAAUAUUACACUUACCUUACAAAACCGCUAAAUUGCAGCGUAAAUGAAUUAAGUGACAUGGUUCUUCAGUAUGCUCUAUUGAACAGGAGUCAGCGUGGAGGUGGCUCCAGCAUGGCAAGGUGUGCCCUUUGCCAUCUAGUGUUCCCAUCCCGUCUGCAGCUAGUGGAGCAUUUCAGUGAGGCACACAGUAUUGCCAGGCAGAGGUCUAGACGCUCCAGGGUGAUAGAUGCCAUCAGGAAAGUGACGCUUGAGGCACAUGUUCCAGAAGUAGUCACUGUGAGUGAUCAGGAGGAAGAACCCAGCUUUAGCCUAACUUCCAGACAGCCACUCUCUUGCUCCAGUUGUGAAACUUUAUUUGCUACACCAGCAAGUUUGAGGGAACACCAGUGUGUCAGUGGGGAUGAGGCUGUGCCCAAGAAGCAGCCAGUAGUCUGCCAGUACUGUGGGCAGAAAUGUAAAGACCGUCGAGGGGCAGCUAUCCACCUAGCAUUUUGUGAGAAAAAGCUUCAGAACCUCCCAGAGCUCACUUCCAUUCAUCUUGAGAAUAAUAAUAUUCCUAAAACUGAUGAAUGUGUGGCAGUGUUACCAGAGUGUCCUGCAGAGGACUGCGGAGCAAUAUUUAAGAGUGAAAACCAACUGACAAGGCACAUGCAGAGGCACCAUGGAAAAGAGUGCCAUAAUGUUGCAGAUAGUAACCCUAUUUCCUCACAGCAAGCACCAGCUACUAAGAUGCCCACAGAAAUCAGUCCCCGAUCAGUUCAGCCACCCCUUGUGACUGUCACCAUGAAACCACAUGUGGGGAAAACAGAAGGACUCCAAGAUCUCUCACUCCUCAUAACUCCAGCAAAAGUGCCAGAAGAAUCUUUAGAAUACUUUUCAUAUGAUGAAGAUGAUUAUUCUUCACCUAAAGAGAACAACAGGAAAGAAGGAUCAGCCAGCAUCACUGUGGAGGAAUACCAGGGUCUGGAUGCUGCCUCUGGGAUCAAGUGUGAGUCGGUUCUUUAUGUAACCGAGGAUGGAACUGUUUUGGAGGCAACCGAGGGGGAGGAAAGCAGCCCUAUAGAUGUUGCAAGAGAGGAGGAAACCUAUUUCAUUGUGACCAGUGGUGACAAAGGGAGAGUUAGCAGAAAGUGGCAGUGUUCUGUUUGCCAGAAGUGUCUCAUGACUCAGGACUCAUUGAGUACCCACAUCUCUGAGAAGCAUUCAUCACUUGAUAGUGAGAGUAUGCAGAUCAAACAUGAACCCAUGGACACUAAAAAUAAUAACAUGACCCAAGAUGAUGUGGGGGAUCUGCAUGACAGAAGUUAUGAUGAUGAUGAUGAUGAUGAUGAUGAUGAAGAUUGGGAAGUAGUCACCUUGGGGAGAAAGAGGAAAACUGGAAUAAGUGUAAAUGUUAAGAAAAGAAAAUUUGAAUAUAAGUGUAGCUUAUGUAAACGUCACUUUCUAUCUGAAUUAGGGUAUCAGACUCAUGUUAGAAAUAAAGAAUGUAAGACUAAGAAAUUCAAAUUACCAAGAAUGUUUUCUUGUCAUUUUAAACAAUGUGAUUCCACAUUCUUUAAGUUGACUGAAUUGCAGAGACAUUGGCAAAUUGCUCAUAAGUAUUCCAUGGCAUGCAAGAACUUAAAAUUUGAGGAUGAGAAGUCUUUCACAGAUUGGCUCAUUACUGAGGAGGAGAAGCACAAGGUGAGGUUCACAUGUGACGUGAAACGCCGCAAACCUCACCGCUCAGAAAAGUUACUUGUUUGUCAUAGGUUUCACCACCUGCGGACGGCUGCAGCACGGAAGAAUGCCAACAGAGAAUAUUCUGAUAGGCAUAACUGGGUCCACAAGAUCCCGCCAUGCCUGUGCUAUGCCCGACUAAAAGUUUAUCAGCAAUUUAGUAAAGAGACUUGUGAUUAUACAGGGAAGAUAUCAGUAGUGUACUAUCAUGAGCAUUCACACCCAAAGAAUAGCCAUUUAGAAGAUCAAGAGGAGGUUCUAGAACAUGUGCUCCAGCGCAACAAACGGAACAGAGACAAACAAUUUCAAGAUCUAAAAGGCAAUGAGAAACUCCUUCAUCGCCAAAAGCUGGAAAGGUUGGCCCGUCUUGCUGGGAGAGAGUCUCGAAUAGCUAGGAAUACAAGGAUAGUAGAAUUUGCUGGAAAGCUGGAGAACAUUAUUGUCAAUGACAGGGCAGAUGACCCUUCAGUACAAGUAGACCACAACCUUAUGGAGUCAGAUGAACUUUUCUCCUCAGAGGUUGAGAUGGUCCUUGAUGGCCAGUUUGACAUGGGCCCUGAAGAGCUGGCUGGGCCUGUUGUCACUCCGUUGGACAGCCUUCAUAUCUUCCCAAAUGACCGAGGAAGUCAGGUUACCUUCAAGGAGGAGGAGGAAGGGAUAAGCACAAGUGAUGACCAAAUGCAGGAACAACAAACAUGUCAGAAGGAAGAGGAGGAAGUGGUAAUUGAAGAAACUGGAGGCACAGUACAGGUAGUGCUGCCUGCCACCAGUGAGGACUGGUCCAAGGUUUUUGAAAUGGUGCGUGCACGUGUAGCUAAGGAGGAGGAUGCAACUAUCAAGGCUGCGGCUGCACUUUUGUUGCCUUAUGAGAGAGUGAUUGAACUCGUGACACCUGCAGAACAAGUGCCUAUCUUUCGCCAGCUGUGGGACUUGGCGUGUCCUUCUCGUCAAUCACAAGAGGGCUUUGACUUUGAAAUUAUGGUACUGAGAUAAACCAUUUGAUGUUUUCAACCUUGCUCUUGUGAGUUUUCAAGUUUUUAUCUCAUCCCCAGAGAAUUUAGAGCUCAAGUUCAGAGAGCAUUACAAUGAGACCUUUGAUAACAUCUGUGGCAAGUCUGCUUAAUUGCCCUCUAGAAGACUGAAGAGCUUCCACAGUAGGGGAAUCUGAAUUUAGAUCUGUCCUGAGAAUAUGACUGCCAUUCUGUAUAUACAGUGAGACUGAUUUGAUGAAAGUUUCCUUUUAUUUUUUAUGCCUCAUUCUUAUUCCUUCCAGUCAUUAUGCACUGUGUAGAUUUUCAAGAACUAAUGUAUCUACUGUUCAUAAGAGUGCACAACAGAACCUUGUCACUGAAUUGACUGAUUAACUAACAAAAAUAAGAAAAGAUGACAACAUACUUCCUCUUCCUUUUUCACAUUUCACCCAUUGGUUCUAAUACCAUAUAUGAUCAAAUAACCCAACUGUUUACUGAUCAGUCUGUCCUUUCCUUUCUACAAAGAAGCAAUCAGGCAUGACUUAUUUGGAGUUCACCAGUAAGCUUGUUUUGUGUGUCUGAAGUGCAUGGUCAUGUAUGUGUGUACUUCAGACUGUAAAGGCGGGUUCACACGUCAAUUUUCAACUGAAAUUGCAAGUUGCUAGAAGUAUCGACUGAGCCCUUCUAGUUGGAGCAUGUUCAUACAUGACUAGAAAGUAUUGGGAGGAAGUGAAUGUAAACUAACAACUACUCAAGAUGUCUUCCUCUGGAUGAUGAUUGCGAUCAGGAUGAUGAUUGCGAUCAAAUUAAAUUCUCACAAGUAUUCAAUCCUCUCCUCCAACAACACCCUGUAUAGAGGGGAAAAGUUCUUGGAGAGUGGCAGGUAUCUCAUCGAAUGUCGAUUUAUGUAAGCUUUUUUUUGUUGUAUAAUUAAUUUUCAGGGUUCCAGAUGUGCUCUUUUUCCCUCACCAACUGCAAUAUCUUCUCUACAUCUGGACACCACAUUUUCAAACCUUUCUCUGUGAUGUCACAGCAUAAACAAAGUUGCAAAUCAACAUGUUGGUCUUGUUUUGUGACUAGUUUUUCCAGUUGCUAGGCACUGAUAUUCAGUUGGAAACUCUACCAAUUUGCAAUUUCAGUGGCAUAUUGACACAUGUUAACCUGCCUUAAUACAGUAUCGUCACACUGGAGGCCAAGCAGUCAUGUGGCUAUUCUAUGAACAAGAGGGUUGUGUAAUGUCAGAGAUCUUUGUAUAUGUAUAUCUAACAGUCUGACAUCUCCACUAAGGAAACAGUCUUAUUGUUUAAGAGUAAUGCUUAUUUAUUUUGGUUAUUUAUUGGUAGUCAAUUACAGAUAUGCAUUUUGUGUGCCUGUAAUCUGUAUAAAAUAAUGUACAAAACUUUAAUACAAAAUUAAAAUCCAGAAUUCAAUUU
Molecule: messenger RNA, 4359 nt
Organism: Portunus trituberculatus (swimming crab)
Lineage: Eukaryota; Metazoa; Arthropoda; Malacostraca; Decapoda; Portunidae
Exons: 2
Coding region: 294-2948 (884 amino acids)
Cellular component (GO): nucleus
Source: RefSeq, a predicted model, not a curated record